AUUUGUUUCAACAAGACUUCGUUAGGGUUAAGCGAGGCUUCACCUCAAAGUCUUUCGUUGAACAAAAUUUCAUCCUUUUUGAGCUGAUUUCGGUGGUUCUCCUCUGAAUCUCCGAAAAUUCAAUCUGGCUCUGCGCUCUGGUUGAGCAGCUUGUUUAUAUGUGGGAGACUGGGUUUUCUUAAGCCAAAGCAAUUCUUCUUCACUCUGGCCGCUACUGCAAAGUCUCACCCUUCUCGCACCUCUAAGAGGGUGUGGGGUGGUCUUGAGGUGGUGACUUCACUCUGCCUUCCUAGCAAAUCUGUGUCAUCAACAAUUUGGAGACUCCGUCGUGUUUCGGUGGGUCUGUCCCUUGAUUACGGCUAAGGCGGUCACAGCAUAAACCUUUAACCUGGAAGGAAGCUUCUGUUCUUGCAAGCAUUAAACUGGAUUUUUUUGUUUCUAUUUCGUGGAUGUUAUCUAGAGGAAGCACCGUUCAGGUGUAGUUUUUCUUUUCAAUCUUCUUUCCUGUUCAGUUGGCCCCUGUUCUGGGAUGUAGGGGCUGUUGUUAAAUGUGACAAAAUGGUCAGAUUUUCGUGCUUCAAUACACAUGUCCAUCGCAAUCGAUCCAAGAAAACCUUGGUGGAUUCCUCAGAUCGAGUCAAAGAAGAUGGAUUUACUUCUAAAAGCUUGAGCUCUGUCAUACACGGGAGAAGCAAUGGUUCUGUUAAUGAAAAUGGCAAGUCCUUGGGUUCCACAGCUCUUGAACGCAGCUGGAAGUCUGAGGAAAUUAAAGCCAACGUCAAUCUUAAGCAUGAUACUGAAAGACAUCAGGUAAGGCCGCUCAAGAAAAGUCAGUCUCAUGGAGAUGUAUUAUACUUGGAUGGGAGGGAUGCCACAGAGAAUGGCACCGAUGAUGGGAUAGACCAAAUGACAUCUCCAGAUUCUGUUGAACCAAACGGUUUUGUAGCACCUGGCAGUAGCAAGCUUAUAGAAGGAAGUCCUUCGAGUCUGUAUCAGAAAGCUCCUCUAAAUUCAGAUCAAGCCUUCAAUGGAUCGAUUUUCUCUGUUGGAGAUCCUCAUCAUGCUGAUAGAGACAGUCGUCAGUUGGAAGAUUCAUCUUUCUCUGGUGAACGAGCUGAAGAUUCGAAGAGCCAUACUCCUCGUACUUCACCAGUGAUGGUGAGAUCGAGUUCAAUGCCUAAUGUUGCCGACCCUGGGCAUGCAUCAGGAAGAUCUUCUCCUCUCAAAUAUUCCUCUGACCGCGUUAGAUCUUGCGAUGACUUACGUGUCCUAGACAUGCAGCAGAGGGAGAAAUCAGUCCUUGAGACUGAUACAGAGGUGAAGCUAGAGCAAGGUCAGGAUCAUGGUAUGCAUAAAUCCGGAGGUAACAAUGUGGAAAACGUCAUCGAUGAUGGCUAUGAUGCAUAUGGUUAUUCUUCCUCGGCGAAAGAUUGGAUAGUACCAGUUACAGAUGAGCCGAAAUUCAGAGAAAUCCUUCAGGGAGAAUCAUCGAAUCGGCAACUAGAAUUUCCUAGCAAGGAUUUUAAAAUCAAGCGCAUAGAGGAAUGGGUUAAUGACCUCCAACAUGUCAGCUUUCCUGAUGAAGCUGAUGGAUCAGAAUCACCAGAAUAUGAUGAUGCGACACCUAAGGAACCCAUUGUCUUGAGUGGGUCAACUGCUGCUAAGGUAGAUAUCAAGUUAACUCCUGGAAUGGAAGCUGCGAAGAAGUAUAUAUCUUCUUUAAGCGCUUCUUCUACCACAGCACAGCUGGUUAAUCAUGGCCUGGUUGUCAUACCAUUUCUCAGCGCAUUUACUGGUCUGAGAGCACUUAAUCUAUCAGGAAAUGCAAUAGUUAGGAUAACGGCGGGUGCUCUUCCUCGGGGACUUCAUUUGCUGAAUUUGUCCAAAAACAGUAUAUCAACUAUCGAGGGCCUACGUGAGCUCACACGGCUUCGCGUACUAGACCUGAGCUACAACCGAAUACUGAGGAUUGGUCAUGGUCUGGCAUCUUGUUCAUCUCUGAAGGAACUAUACCUAGCCGGGAACAAAAUCAGUGAAGUAGAAGGUCUUCAUCGUCUCUUAAAACUGACCGUGUUGGAUUUGCGCUUCAACAAGAUAUCGACGGCCAAAUGUCUAGGCCAGCUCGCUGCUAACUACAAUUCACUCCAGGCCAUAAGCUUGGAAGGUAACCCUGCCCAGAAGAACGUGGGAGACGACCAACUCAAAAAGUACCUAAUGGGGCUCCUCCCAAACUUGGCAUACUUCAACAGGCACGCCAUCAAGGAUGCAUCGGACCGCCGGCUUGGAGUGAGCACCCACCAGCUAGAGCGAGCCCACAGGUCAGAGCUCAAGAACAGUAGCCGGAAGAGUAGCCUCGGUGCAGCCAACGCCCAUAAGACCUCAGCAUCAGCGACAGCCCGGAGGGGUCAGGCUGGGGCGUCCCAGAAGAGGUCCAAGGACAGAAGCAGCCGUCUUCCGCCGGCCGGACAGAAAGGGUCCGCAGCUGUUGCGUAUGAGAAUCGUUUCGCAGCGAUUGACAGUAGACUGUCGAGCCUGAAAUCGGAAUUCUCUAUGAGAAGGAGCCGAAGUGAAGGGACUCUGGGAGCCUUCUGAGGGCCGUUUCAUGUGAAAUCUGGCGGUGAGAACCCUUUCUUUUCUAUGUCCGACGAGUUCAUGUUGUUUUUUUGUCUGUCCCAAACAUUUUAGAAGCUUUUGUUUGCUUCUCAAAUAAUAAUGUCUGAAACCGUGUUUGAUUCUU
This is a messenger RNA of Tarenaya hassleriana, 2737 nucleotides long. RefSeq lists its product as uncharacterized. Gene Ontology annotation, cellular component: cytoplasm. The transcript has 5 exons. The record is from RefSeq and is a predicted model, not a curated record. Gene Ontology annotation, molecular function: protein kinase binding. Lineage: Eukaryota; Viridiplantae; Streptophyta; Magnoliopsida; Brassicales; Cleomaceae. The coding region runs from base 559 to 2592 and encodes 677 amino acids.